Oikopleura dioica is the source of this 984-nucleotide messenger RNA. NCBI's taxonomy places the organism in Eukaryota, Metazoa, Chordata, Appendicularia, Copelata, Oikopleuridae. The record is from the annotation of a GenBank genome assembly.
AUGUGGCGAAAAAGAGGAUUUGGAAGAGAGAAAAGCUCCCGUUGGUCAACUAAGAAGAUGGAAUCGAUCAAAGACCAUCGCAUUUUUACAUCCGAAGAAAUCAGGAGGUACUUCAAUCGAUGUAACUCUCUCACCCAUCGUCAAGGACCUCUCCACCAGAGAAAACGACAAAUACCUUGGUUUUCGCACUUCGACUGGUCAUUCUUCAACACUCUUUCGUACAACAACUCUCUUGAGCCGAUAAUGAUGCUGAGAGAACCAAUGGCUCGGUCGGUUUCGCACUUUUAUUUCAAAAAGACGAUGUUUGACGUCACUUCCAAGCGGGAGAACCAGAAGUUUAUGAAAAUGACGAUGGACGAAUUUUUCAAUGAUCCAGUCGAAAUAAUGCGAUUUCAAGAAAUUUGGAUGGACACCUUUUCCGGCGUUUCUUGGCUCGCUGGAACAAUUACGAACCCAGAUGAUUAUACCUUCACUUCUGAGCAUUUUAAGAACGAUUUCGACAAGCAAAAAAGCUUCGAAAAACUAGAAUUGAAAAGGCUAAAUGCUUCGUGGAGCUUGACUUUGGCUGCGGACAGACUGGAAUCGCUUGGAUGGUUUGGAAUUUUGGAACGAAUGGAGGAUUCGGAACGACUUCUUUCAUAUUUUUUAGAAGAAAACGUAAAAAUUUCCCACAAGCGAAGUACGAAAGAGAUCCUAGGGCACAAAUACCCGAUUCCAAGUCCGUCGGUGUUAAAAAAGCUUCACGAUCUUUCGCCUCUUGAUCGAUGGCUUUAUGAAUUCGCCAAUCGACUCAUGGACGCUAGAAUUGAAGAGCUUGAAACAGGAGUUUUCGCCCGGCCAGAAAGACCUGCUUUUCCAACAAUGACCUGUCUCGCAACGAGUUACAUGAUCAACUGCCCAAAUUCUAGCGCUCUUUCUAAUUGGAUUAGCUCAAGAGCCACAGCAGAGUAUCAAGAGUCAUUCGAAAAACUGCUGAAAACAUAG